CCCGGCUGGUGGAGAACGGUAGAACAAUCCAGCAGGCAGGCAGGCAGACUGCUUGGAACCCGAACUCUGUCGGUUAGCUGACAUUUAUUAAACAACGGGCGACUGACAGUCAGUUUAAAUGAUUAAGUCAACUUCACCGGUAAACGAUGUAACCGAAUGUGAAGAGCACCUCGGUGGAGACCGCAGGAGACGUUCGGCCACCAACUUUGGUUGGAGGCGCAGCUCACCAUGGCAUCCCAACCGAGUGUACACAAUGAAGACAGGAACCUUCUUCGCCUCCGAGCUUGGGAACAGAGGACCCAAGAAACCAGCCAAACCAAAGAAACAAACCUAGAAAAUGUGCCGCUCUUUGGGGAACCAUACAAGACGAACAAAGGGGAUGAGCUUUCCAAUCGAAUCCAAAGGAUGCUGGGCAGUUAUGAAGAUGUGAAUGAUCCAUAUCCCUUUUCUAUCGAGGCUCUACCCAUUCCUACUUGUGCAUCCUUCUCACAGUCAUCUCAUUGUCCGCCAAACUCGGAUAAAUCAGCAACACCUCCAUUCCACAAUCAAAGCCUUUACUCAUCUACCCAAACCCAGAAAGAUACAUCUGGUCCCAGUUACUCCUCCCAGCUGAUGAGGAUGUCGAUUGCUGCAUCUUCUCCUAACCACUCUGAACAUUCAUCCACUUUUUCAAAGAGUUCCACGAACCUCAAUCAGUUCAGUCACUCAGGACGGCAACAAAAGGAGAGUGAAGUAUUUUCACAUCUCAGGGGAUUUGUUGGCCUUCACCAAGAAAUGUCUGUUCAGUCUCCUAAUGCUACGUCACUACCACUCCCUCAUUCCACUGACCAUAAUAUUGACAUGGAUACUAAGGACACUUUGAAUAGACAUCAGCUUCAAGGAUCUACAGAUUAUUCCUCAGAGUGCCCCAGCGCCAUGGAUGUUUCCACACUGAAAAUGAAGCAUCCGCCCAAAGAUGCAUCUCUGCCUCAGGCCAAGACUAACUCUCUACCCUCCCAGACGUUUCCUUCACUGCUUUCAUCUAAGCAUCCCGGGAUAGUCAUGACCCAGAAACCAACGGCAUACGUGCGACCCUUGGAUGGCCAGGACCAGGUGGUUAAUGAGUCACCUGAGCUAAAGCUAUCUCCAGAGCAGUAUGUACCACUACCAGACCUAAUCAGCAAAUCUGGCCCUGCUAAAACCAAGAUAAUGCCUCAGUUUAUGGAGAUGGUGCCAGAGGAACCUCACUGUGUGGAAGACAUUUUAAGGGAAAUGACUCACUCAUGGCCCCCUCUUCUGACAGAAGUACACACACCUAGCUCAGAUGAACCAUCCAAAGCUCCAUUCCCAACCAAGGAACCGGAACAAGUUUCCUCAUGUCCAGAAGAAAAAAGCCAGAAUUUUUCUCCCACAGAACUCUCUCAUUUCAGCCAGAAGAGCUCCUCAGUUUCAUUUGAAGCGGCACGUUCCAGUGAUGCUGAGCUGGUGAGCUCCAGCGACUCGGAGAGCAGCCAUGGGUCAGAGUCAGAUGGUGAAAGCUCCACAGUGGAGCCGCCUCCACCCUCAGAGGGCAGCUUGGUUAAAGCAGAGCUUGAUGCUCCAUCACUGAGCCAUGGUGCCUGGCAGCUGGGGAACUGGAUCAAGUCCAGUCAGCAAAACUCCAGCACUGGGAUUCCUGCUCAAAAGCAGCUGCUGUCCUGUCAAACCUCCAAACAGACCCGUGUAAACACCAGCAAGGAACCUAAGCUUUCUUCUGAACAAAAACAGUUUACAGGUGACUUGACUGUUUUACAGAAGGGUGGCAAAAGCUCCCAGAACUGUCAACGCAGAUGCAAAAAGUCCCUUUCCACUAAUGUUAGCAGCUGCAGUGAUGCCAAGAAAGUCUUAAAGCGAGCAAAGACCAGCUGUUCAGACCUCUCCCAAACAACAAUCAGUGUAAAGACUGAAGGUGCUGCAAACACGCAAACCAGAGAGCCGAGUUUCACAGACAGACCCAAAGUUAAGACGAAAACAGGGAGUUGUAAAAAGGAUGGCAAUGGUUCCAAAAGCAACCCGAAAAGGACCAAAGGCACCAAAUCCAAAGUGCAGAAGGUUGGAUCAGAAGCCACUCUCACGCUGUAUGGUAGGUGUCCAUCAUGUGGUGUGAGUUAUCCAAACACCUGCUGCUGCCCCACCCAAAGUCCCACUCUGCUGACUCCACAAUCUUCCACCCUACCAGUCCAAAUGAACUGUAGCAAAACCAAGACAGAAACACGGUGUCCGAACAGCGGCACCAAGGUGCCUAACAAACCAACCCACAAGGUCUCUGAGAAGUUUGAGCAUGUAGUUAAUGGUUCCUGGGACCACUUCCAGCCUCCUACAUCUCUGCUAGUCAAGAUAAAUCUGUGUCUGCUCAUGAGGGUACCCCAGACAGCCAGCAGCAUCCACGCAGGGAUUUCUACCAGAGCAAAGAGACAGGCUCUGGUCAUAGAGCCAGAUGGAGGAGGCAAUGAUGCUUCGAAAGCACACAAUCACACCAAAACCAGCAAAACGCUUCAAAACGCUGCAGAAGAGAAUAAAACCUGUCCCAAGAGGAAACGGAAGCUGGAAAACAAAAAUACCCCAUCAGCUUGUAGUUCUAUGGAAGUAGAAAAAUCCAUUAAGUCGGCAGAAGGCCUUCUUCAAAAGAAAGCUAAAAAAAGUUUCCAGAAACCUGCAACUUCCAAAGACUUCUUUAAAAACCUAAAGGCACAGUGUCAGCAGUCCAAUAAAGAGGCGGUAAAGGGCAAAGAUUCCAUCCGGCACAAGAACAGUGGAAAACCUUUACAGCACACGCGCCAAGAAAAGAAAAAGCCUCUAACGAAAAGUCUUCCUUUACCGGCAACGUCUCAACCCCACAGAGAAGCUUCGAGCCGCAGGCCUUUACUAACAUUUGAUGAGAGACCAUAUCCAGUGAAGCAUUACAUAAAAGAGGCUAAAAGACUGAAGCACAAGGCAGAUGCAGAGUUGGAUAGACUCAGCAAAGCCUUCAACUACCUGGAUGCAGCCAUGUUCUUUGUUGAAAGUGGGAUUGCCAUGGAAAAAGAUCCACAGAUAUCAACGUCUUCCUACACGAUGUUUGCAGAGACGGUGGAACUCCUGAAAUUUGUACUGAAGCUUAAAAACCCAGUCGACUCCUCUGCUCCACCCUCAGAAAAGGACUUUUUAGCACUGUGUCUAAAGUGCCAGUCUCUCCUGCACAUGGCCAUGUUUCACCACAAACGCAAAGCUGCACUAAAGCUUUCCAAAACCCUUUCGGAUCACUUUAAUAACUCUGCUCAGGCUCUUAAUCCUCUCUCCUCGUCAGAGAUAGCAGACAACCCACCCACCCUUAUGCCCUCUCCAGUCAGCACAUCCACCAGUACCAGCAGCUCUGGCAUGGGCACGGCUAGCACCACAGUUUCACUUCCUCAAGAGAUGGAACAAAUGGCCUUUUCUUAUGUCAACAUCACCACGUUAUUCUUAAGCGCUCAUGACAUUUGGGAGCAGGCAGAGGAGCUGGCUCACAGAGGCAACGGUCUUCUGGCGGAGCUGGACUCUGUUCUAGGCCCGCUGAGCCUGACUUCAUCUAUGAGCUCUAUGGUCCGCUACACAAGACAAGGUGUCCACUGGCUGAGGCAGGACAGCCAGAAAGUAUGAGACCUGAAAUGUCCCUCCCUCCUGCCAGCUGUUGACGUCUGUCUUUCACCGUGACAUCAACUGAGUGUGUCUACAAUUCAAAGCCAGCUGGGAUGCUGUUUCAUUUGAUUAAUUCAGUUUCUUCAUGGAAUAUUAAAAAAAUGAGGACAUCAGCUCUCCCCUCGUGUUUUUACUUUAAACGGUGUCAUGAAAUAAUUUCCUGAUCAGGGCUUUUAUUCGAGAGUGAUUCUUCUUUAACCAAAAGUGCCAUUUUGACCCUCCUAGUCACAAACUUGUGAGAUGAUUCCCAUUCGCUCAUCUUCUAAUAACUUUUGUUAGACUGUAAUCCGAAAUAAGAUGGCCUUGCUGUUUUGCCAACCUACUGUAAUUCUCUUAAGACUUUCAGUUUCAUUCUGAAACUUUGAUUUCACCUGGACUGAAAUCAGAUGAUUUAAAUAUGGACCUGAACUCUGAGCUCUAAUCAUUUCCUCAGCUGACCACUCUGAGUUUCAAUAUCAAAUACACGUAUUGCCAAAGUGCCACAAAUUUAUCUUAAAUCAGCCUUUGAUUACUUUUUACUAACCCUGUGUUGGAAUCAAUACUCCUAAUUUUUCUUAUUUUAAUGUGCAAUAAGGAAAGUUGGAUGCUAACCACGUGCCUUACUCUUAGGUUAAAUUCGAAAGCUGUCUAAUCAGAAGUAAAAACCAAGUUUCAGGGCAAUAAACAAUUUUUUACGUCAUUUUCCUGCUGCUGUAAGACGUUUCUAGACUGAUAUGUGGGGUGUUUAGUGUGAGAUUGUUUUAGGAUUACGCUGAUCUGGAUAUUUGACUAACCAAAGCAAGAUUCUAGUUGUUGUCUCAAUGUUGAACCUAGUUUCUGAUCGCUGUAGUCGGCCCUCAUGUCAGAGGUCAUUAGUGUUAUCGUAUAGAACCAGCACAGUGGAUUGUUUACAUCGCUCCAGUGAUCCAAUUCAGCUACAGCUUCGUUAUUUUAUUUAUUUAUUUUUAAUUAUUAUUCAAUUUUUGUAUCUACGGGCACAACCUACCUGAUGAACAAAUGCUUCAAUCUUUGCAUUUACACUUGGUAUUAAAAACAAUCUUUUUCAGCUGUGAUUUAAUUGGACCUCCACAAGCACUUAUGAUUUAAGUAUUAAUCUUAAUAAGAUCAACAGAGCUGCUGUUUGGAGUUUCUUAUUGGCUGAUGUGCACGAGUGCUGCUGCUUAGCUAGUAAAUGUAGCUUUGUCAAGCUAGCUGAAGUAGAGCGGAAACGCGUCUGAAGGCCUCUUGAGAGUCGUGAUCCUAUCUCUGAUGCUUAUGCAUUCUUCAAGCUUUCACACUUCAGCAUCAAUUAUGUAAACAAGUCAUUCUGCUUCCGCAGUAGCUUUAGCUCAAAUGUAAUGUCUUUUUUUUAAACAGAAUUUUUGCACUUUUCUCUUGUGUUUGCAGUCCAAAAGAACGAGAACUCCCCAGCAGCAAACCCAAUAGAACCAAAUGUGGGGCUUGUCUUUGUUUUCAGGUUUUUGUGUAUAGAGGGACACCUUCAGUCGUUUUACAGGAGUAAAGCCAAGUUUUUGCUGGAUAAGUCACGUUUUCAACUCUUUUAUUGAGCUGGUAACUGAAUAUGUAGGAGUGGAAUAAAUGGCCAAAUUAGAGCUUACUAAAGAAUAGUUUUGUGAUUACUUGUUUUUGUAGAUAAUUUCAGUAGUUUAGUGAAUAUUAGAUCAGCUGUAUUGUUCUAGUCUUGUUUACUGUGUGUUUGACUCGAAGCAUUAAAGCCUUUUUAAUGGCUGUGUGGCGAAGUUCUCAUUUAAACAUGUGGAGAAAUGCAAAUGGCUGCAGUUACACUAGAAAUGUGAUCCUAACUUUAUUUUCUCACUUCAGUGAUGGAAGUUUUGUAAUUGAAGCGUGAGUUCACUAGUGCCAUGGGAUUAGGGAUUAUUUUAUGCAUUUUCAGUGGGCUGCUGUAAAACUGAAUGUUAGUUUGUUACUAUGGGAUGUCAUUGAGAGCAACUUAAUCUGUUUCUGUUUUCCUGGGAUGUUGUUUCAUUGUUUGUACCUCUUAAUUUUUACAAUAUAUUUUUUUUGCUUAAUUUAUUAAUUUAAUUUAAUAACUUAAUUACUGAAGAGCAAAAUGUGCAGAAAGAAACUUUUUCCAUUCUGUAGAAACAUGUUGCUGUGUACAAUGACGAAUAAACACUGGGAACUAU
Nothobranchius furzeri (turquoise killifish) is the source of this 5822-nucleotide messenger RNA. Its product is annotated as AF4/FMR2 family, member 1. Gene Ontology annotation, cellular component: nucleus; super elongation complex. NCBI's taxonomy places the organism in Eukaryota, Metazoa, Chordata, Actinopteri, Cyprinodontiformes, Nothobranchiidae. Gene Ontology annotation, biological process: regulation of gene expression. The record is from RefSeq and is a predicted model, not a curated record.